Molecule: messenger RNA, 1109 nt
Organism: Protopterus annectens (West African lungfish)
Lineage: Eukaryota; Metazoa; Chordata; Ceratodontiformes; Protopteridae
Gene: MALSU1
Product: mitochondrial assembly of ribosomal large subunit 1
Exons: 4
Coding region: 323-1045 (240 amino acids)
Biological process (GO): negative regulation of ribosome biogenesis; negative regulation of translation
Cellular component (GO): mitochondrion
Molecular function (GO): ribosomal large subunit binding
Source: RefSeq, a predicted model, not a curated record
CUGGGGUAGCUGUAAUAUAUUAGGGGGUUAAUUUUAUUUUGGAGGGACUAUUAAGCGUGAGUACUACAGGUUAAUGCUUUUGUCAUCUGAAUAUUUUCAAUCUCUUUGUUAUUGCAGAAUCAUGCUUCUCAUGAACUACUCCGUAACUUACAUUUAGAGAGUUGCUUAUUCAACCUUAUAUUUUGGUCACGUGGAAUUGUUUUCCUUCCCGUACUAUAAGACCACAUUACUCAGUACCAUGCUGUGUUUGUGUUAUAGAAGGCAGUGACAUAUUGUAUGACCUUCAUUAUAUUAAACAUGUAUUAAAAUAUUUCAGUUAAAUAUGAGGAGUUUGCUAAAACCAAUACAACGGUUAUUCUCCUGUGGAGCUACCGUGUUGUCUUCUUUGUACAGGCAGAGAUGCGUACGCAAAUGGAUGAAUACAUCUUUUUCCAGCUUAUCAUUAAAUGAUUCUAGUUUCAUCUUAAGUACUAGAAUGUGUAAACCAGCAGUUUUUCUACCAGUUGCAGUCAAUCACAUAUUGUUUCCUACAACAUAUGGACCGGUUUCUGGCUCUAGUAACAACUUGCAGGUAGAUGAAGUCAAGGAGCAGGCACUGGAAUCCGUAGAUGAAAAUGCAGGUACCAUUCCGCGUCAUAUUUUCAACAUUGACCUUGUGGUUGCCCUGUUGCGCCAAGAAAAUGCUAAAGAUAUCUGUGUUAUUAAAUUGCCACCUGAAAUGACGUAUACAGAUUAUUUUGUGAUAGCGAGUGGCACAUCAACAAGACACCUACAAGCUAUGGCACACUACACAUUAAAAAUGUAUAAAUACAUGAAGAAUCCAGAAGAACGUCAUGUGCAGAUAGAAGGAAAGGACUCUGAUGAUUGGAUGUGCAUAGAUUUUGGAAACAUUGUAGUGCAUUUCAUGCUUCCAGAAACAAGAGAGGUUUACGAAUUGGAGAAGUUAUGGACUCUACACUCAUAUGAUGAUCAGCUGGCAAAGAUAACUCCUGAAACCUUGCCCACAGAUUUUAUGUAUGAACUCCAAACAGCGCAGAAAGAAUAAGGCACCAUGAAUGUUAUUGCAUAUGCUUUUUUACUGUACAAACAAAUAAAAAGAACGCACGGAA